This is a messenger RNA of Saprolegnia parasitica CBS 223.65, 861 nucleotides long. RefSeq lists its product as hypothetical. The transcript has 2 exons. The coding region runs from base 19 to 861 and encodes 280 amino acids. NCBI's taxonomy places the organism in Eukaryota, Oomycota, Saprolegniomycetes, Saprolegniales, Saprolegniaceae. The record is from RefSeq and is a predicted model, not a curated record.
AAUUCCUUUCAUACCAUCAUGGUCGCGCCGCCGGUCGUGGCCGCCGUGGACACCCCAUGGUUUGUCAAGAAGGAGUUCUCUCUGAGCCCGACGACGCUCCUCACGACGGUGUCACCGAUCCUAGAAGCCAAGGUGCGGCCGGCGCUGACAGUCGACACGACACAAAGCGCCGCCAACACCCUGUAUCUAGCGCUCUCGGCCCAGACACGCCAACUCCAGCGCGACCUCGCCGCCGCGCUCGAGAGCAUCAAAGUGCUCACGGCGGAGCGGGAUGCGGCCCACGCCACGAUCCGUGAGCUCCAAGCGGCCAACGAGGCGCACGUCGCAGGCCUCACUAAGCGCGCGAACGACGCCGAGGCCAAAGCCCUCGCAGCAUCCGCGGACGCGCUCCUUGCAAACAUGGCGCGCCUCGACUUGGACUACCGUCUCUUGCACCUCCAGGCGACGCACCAUGAGCGCUGCACACAGCUCGAGCUCCACAACGCCAAGCUUUUGCGCGACGUCGCGACGCUUCUGGCCCACCGACACCGUCUCGAGGAAGAGAAGGACGUCCACGAGACCGUCAUUCGAACUCUCCACGCGCGCACGAGCUACUUUAAAGCUCGCAUGCGUGAAUUGGAGACGGACCUGGAUACGCUCACGCACCUUAUGCCGGCCGUGACGACGCCGGUGACGGCGAUCGCGCCUAAGCUGACAAAGCCGCUACCGCCCCUUCGCAUUCUCACGUCCAAGGUCGUCUCGAGCAUGCUCCAUGAAGCCGCGAUGCUGUACUCGCUCCAUCGCGCCAACGAGCUCCGGAAACCGCGCCGCUGCAAACGCCUCUCGGCCAAGAAACCGUCUCGCCGUCUCCUCCUGCUCUAG